Lotus japonicus is the source of this 594-nucleotide messenger RNA. Its product is annotated as rop guanine nucleotide exchange factor 12-like. Gene Ontology annotation, molecular function: guanyl-nucleotide exchange factor activity. NCBI's taxonomy places the organism in Eukaryota, Viridiplantae, Streptophyta, Magnoliopsida, Fabales, Fabaceae. The transcript is spliced from 5 exons. The record is from RefSeq and is a predicted model, not a curated record. The coding region runs from base 1 to 594 and encodes 197 amino acids.
AUGGAACAAAUGAAGGAGAGAUUUGUUAAAUUGCUAUUGGGGGAGGAUAUGUCUAGUGGAGGAAAGGGUGUUUCAUCAGCUCUGGCACUGUCAAGUGCAUUCCCAAACCUUGCUGCUGCUGUUUUUUGUGAACAAAAGUGCCUAGAGCCGAUGCUUCCCGAGAGGAAAGCCAGAUGGAGAAAGGAAAUCGAUUGGCUUCUAUCAGUGACAGAUUAUGUUGUUGAGAUGGUUCAUACUCAACAAAAAUCAAAAGAUGGAUCCAGCAUGGAGAUUAAGACUAUGCGACAACAAACGGAUCUCCAUAUGAAUAUCCCUGCCUUAAGAAAGCUUGACAACAUGCUUAUUAUAAAGACAGUUCAAAGAGAAAAAAUGAUGACAAGUGCUACACCUAAGGUUCCUGCAGAGGGUUUAUCUGAUGCGGUGAGAAGGUUUCUGCAGUAUCAAAAAGAUUUUAUGAAUCAAGUACUUAAAGAAGCGAUGGCCAUAAAUGCACAAACCCUAUUGGAGAUGGAGAUCCCUGAAAGCUAUAUUGAACCCCUACCCAAGAACUCUGUUUAUAUACAACAGAGUUGUGUGUCGCCAAGUAGUGUUUAG